This is a messenger RNA of Arachis duranensis, 639 nucleotides long. Its product is annotated as dual specificity phosphatase Cdc25. Gene Ontology annotation, molecular function: protein tyrosine phosphatase activity. Bases 32 to 427 code for a protein of 131 amino acids. Lineage: Eukaryota; Viridiplantae; Streptophyta; Magnoliopsida; Fabales; Fabaceae. The transcript has 2 exons. Gene Ontology annotation, cellular component: nucleus; cytoplasm. The record is from RefSeq and is a predicted model, not a curated record.
AGGAGAGAAAGAGAAAGAGAAAGAGGGGAAGAUGGCACGCAGCAUAACGUACAUAACUGGAUCGCAGCUUCUGGCUCUUCGGCGGCAACCCAACAUCGCGAUCGUUGAUGUGAGGGACGAGGAGAGGAUCUGCGAUGGCCACAUCUCUUCCUCUCUCCAUUUCCCCAGCGACACUUUCUCCGACAACAUGCCUAACCUUCUCCACCAGGUUAAAGGCAAAGACACCCUCGUCUUCCACUGUGCUCUCAGCCAGGUUCGGGGACCAACUUGUGCUCGAAAGCUUGUCAAUUAUCUUGAGGAAAGUAAGGAAGAUGCCGGGAUAAAGAACAUCAUGGUCUUGGAACGCGGCUUUAAUGGUUGGGAAGCUUCUGGGAGGCCUGUUUGUCGCUGCACUAAUGUUCCUUGCAAGGAGCAUGGGGCUGCAUAACUAGUUAGGAUGGAAUGGAAGCAUUGGUCUCAUGUGCAAUGCGUGCAGCACCUUUGUAUACCAAAAAGGAAAAUGUAUGAUGACUACUGUAAUCACUUCUUAAUGAAUCUUUGAGAAACUCAAUUCCCUAUAUGUGUUGUGCAUCGAUUCCAAUUGUAAGAAAUAUAUCAUUGGAUACUGGACCAAGAAUAACAAAGAUACUAUUCCCUUUC